Messenger RNA from Darwinula stevensoni, 1480 nucleotides. The record is from the annotation of a GenBank genome assembly. Lineage: Eukaryota; Metazoa; Arthropoda; Ostracoda; Podocopida; Darwinulidae.
AUGGAAGUGGAGGACAGUGUAAAGUACUUGAACCUUUCCUUAGACAAGAACUUGCCUUGGGAAGGGCUCUGUGGACAAAGGCCUGGGUUCCUUGUUCACAUACUAAUAUGCACCAAUCUGUCUUCUCCAAUGUAUCAUAAUUACAGCAUUGUUGUUCAGCAAGAAACUUCUGACUACAACCUCUACCGCUCUCUAGUUGAAUCUCUUCCAGCCAUUAUCAGUUCGUUUUUCCUUGGACCAUGGAGUGAUGAAUAUGGGAGGAAACCUGCCAUCAUCCUUUCGCUGCUUGGAGCUUUGUUAUCUGGGUUGGGAUACCUGCUGGUUGGAUUGGUACCUUCAUAUGGUCCAGAGUUUAUGCUCAUCCCAGCUGUUAUAUCAGGCCUCAGUGGUGGAGUGGUAGCUUUCCUCAUGGCCAUAUUCAGUUACAUUGGAGACACAACACCUCUUGAAAUUCGAUCGGCUCAUGUUGCCCUCACAGAUGCGUCUCGGUAUAUGGGUGCUCCAUUAGGCAUGUUGGCCAGCGGAUAUAUCUACAAGCGUUGGGGAUCAGUUGCAAUAUUUGGAACUGGAGCAACAGUAAUUUUCUUGGCCCUGGUAUAUGUAACAAUAUACAUAAAGGAACCCCACAAUGCUGAAAGGAAAUCCUUCAAGGUAUCUUGCACAAGACUUUGUCAAGGACAUCAUGCUAGGGACUACCUGAAAACUGUUCUCAGGAGAAGAGAUGGUUAUCAGAGAACCGAGAUUCUAUGCCUCUUGGCUACUAUGUGCCUUUGGCUCAUCCCUUUUUCAGGGACUGUGAUAUUUGUGCCCAUCCUGAGUUACAAGCUGAAAAUGCCUGACUACCUUCUUGGCAUUCUGUCAUCCUUGUCUUACUGUGCAAAUAUGCUAGUCACUGGAUUUGCUGUUUCUUCAUGGCACAUGUACUAUGGGACUGGUUUGGGAUGCCUCCGAGGGAUUGGAACCAUCUCUAUUCGGAGCAUGUUGUCCAAGAUUGUCCUGAACGAUGAACUGGGCAACCUAAUAUUCUUUCCUGUCUUGGUAUCUGCCUCUCCAGGGAAGAUCUAUUCAGUCUUAGCCUCCUGUGAAGCUGCCAUCCCAUUGUUUGCCACUGCCAUCUACACUCAGCUCUACGUUGCCACUGUUGCCACAAUACCUGGCGCCUCCUAUUUCUUGUGCGCUGCUAUCAUCAUCCUCCCAAUUAUCAUGUUCCUAGUUCUUUGGAGACUUGAUCAAAAAGGUGAUGACUCCCACUUUGCUCCGCUGGACUGUCAACACUUUGGCCGAGGACACCAGCCACUCGACUACUAGAUCCGGCGUUCAUGCUUGAUCCAUUCAUUGUGUAUCUUGCCUGACAUAAUAGUUUGUUUCAUUUUUGGCAUCCAUCAGAGGGUGUCUCUUGUUUAUCUCAUACCUUUCUGCUUUUAUUUUAUUGGUUUCAGUAUUUGACUAUAUGGUAAUGAUGACUGGUAUUGUAUGAUGA